GUGAAUUUCCGCUUUGAGAAGAGCCUGGGAUGUUCUCAUCAUAGUUAUCGGUUUUUUCUAAGUGAUUGUGCACCGCCUCAAGCACGACUCCAACCAACCAAGCACAAUAGCCUGCUCCGGUGCAGCCACAACCCCUCAUCUCGCGUGCUAUUUUGAGCGCUCUCGUUAGUGCUACCGCAGCCAGCCUGCAUUAGUUAUAGAGGAAGAAGCAUCUGCACUGGCUCCGUCACUACUAGCCCUCCAAGACAUGACUAGUGUAUCAAGUGGUGCUGGAGACCGUUUAAGAAGUUGCAGGGAUGGUUCACGCUCAGCCCCAACGUCACUGAACAGCCACACACCCUUUACCCGGAGAAGGGGGUGCCAUGAAUCGCUAAAUUAUGGUAGGGACACACAUAUAUAAGCUCAUCAUCUGCCCUCAAUCGAUGGAUCUGUCUGUACUCCACUUCUCAUCUUCAUGAACAAGGCCUUUGAACAGCACAACAGAUAUUCAAGAUGUAUCGGUAUACAGCCAAGCCGGCUCACCUUUCCGAGAUUCUGGAUCUCUAUCCCGCCCAGGAGUCAUUAUGUGCGGGGUGGGCACUCUCGAAAGGUCGACUGUGUUCUAAUCCAGUCAAGGCAGCCAAUCGAGCUUCUGCUGUGCGCCUCCUUGAUGAAGGCAGUCGACGAACGGAGAGAGGUGAAUACAUGGACGAUCUGAUCAUAGAUCUAGCGUCGCUUGUUCUCUGCCACCGUCAUACGGAACAAGCUUCUGGGCUUGUUCAGGAGUGGCAGGGUCAGAUUCAGGGUGUUCGCCUAGCUUCGUAUGAGGUGGAGGAUAUCGGUGCCCGACAGGAGGUGAAGCAUAUCGGUCUUCGCAUGGAGACAGCCCGACCUGAGACGUCGAGGAGAGAAAAUAGAUCUCUACCGUUAACAGAAGUGCUCCAAUCAAGACGAUACGAGAAUUCGCCGCAACGUUCUGCUGCGGAAGUUUCGAAUUUGCGCAAACCUGAGGUGAAUCGUCCGGGGCGACCAUCUGGCCUGGGUGAACAGACCAGUCACAGGGCAAGGAUUCCUGCUAUUAGGGUAUAUGAUACUAUCACUACGGUCUCUUCACGGCACGCAGCAUCUACAGAACAAACUAGGAUACCCACUGCUUCUGCACCAACUGUUCUUCGUGCAUCUGCGUCACCUGCACACACCCAGCGGGUGAGCUUAACUGCUUCAUCUUCGAGCUCCAAUCCUCCUACUUUCACCGACCCGGUGAACAGCUCUCGCGCUUCGACAACUCAUUCGGCCUCGACUUCUGCCUCUGCCUCUGCCUCUGCCUCUGGUUCCAGUUCUACUUCAACCACCUCGUCUACAAGUACCAGAACGACUUCAACCCGCACUACCAUUUCUGCUACCACACGCGCGGACACUGCCUCUCUUCAGACCACGUCCACUUCUGCUAUUACUAGCACAACCACCACCACGACGCACAGGGCCUCGACGAGGUCAACCAGCCUAUCGACGUCCCGUCUUGCCCCUAGUGUCGUUACGACGACUAUUUCCCCUUCCUCCCCAACUACAAGCAGACGUACCAUUGCAACUAUGGAUUCAGGAGCACCAACUGCAGUGUCGACAGCUACCCCUCCACGUGCUGCAGCAACGGUCUCCAGCCCGGAUACAGCUUCAUCCUCUGCGACUCAGCCGACAACCCAUCCUUCCAACAUAGUCGUCCCGAUUAUGUCCACAUCUCCCAGCACAACCAGACGUGUCACUCCAACCAUGGAGCCCGAAGCACCAACUUUACCUUCUAUAACUACCCCUCUAAAUGAUACAGCAACGACCUCCACCCCCGAUGCAGCCUCAGCUGCUACAACCCAACCUUCUACAGCCGAGGCUCAGACAACCUCCACCCCUACCUCUCCAAGGACUCCAGCACCCGAAACCGCCCCUGCAACCUCGGCUCCCACAACCUCAGCCACCCCACCGCAAAGAGCCCCCCGAAUCCCAAGCACAACGUCAAGCGACACCACAUCGCAAGCAACCCCACGUCCAGAAACAAGCACCCCGCCGCCGCGUACCCCGGAACCCAAACCGGAAAAACCAUACACCCCGACCCGCAAGCCCAUCGAAGGCGACUGCCCGAUCUGCUACGAGCCCCUCGUGCCGAACCCGCAGCUAUCCCGGGAUCUCUCCAUCGUAUACUGCAAGCGGCAGUGCGGAACGAACUUUCACUUCAACUGCAUGUUUACGUGGAGGCAGGUCGAGGAGAUGAGACCGAGUUGUCCGAUGUGUCGGAAGGCUUGGGAGUGAGCUUUCUUGGGUGGGGGUGGUGUGGGGUUGGUUAUGAAAGGGGCAGGUGGAGAUAUUUCUGAGUUCUGGACUGUCUCGGUGUGCUUUCGGAUUUGGUCUUGGCUUUUUCUGGUUAUGCAAAGUGUGUUGCUGUUAUGAUGAUGGAUGGGCUAUCUUGUACGAUUAACAAAUUCUAAGGUAUUGGUUUGUCUUGUUCAGUUUCUGGGGUCUCGGCUUGAGUACCUUAUCUUUUGGUCCUUGAUUAAUUCACAGAUCUAAUUAAUUUGGGAGAUGAUGGACCUCUUCUUGC
Aspergillus homomorphus CBS 101889 is the source of this 2566-nucleotide messenger RNA. RefSeq lists its product as uncharacterized. Gene Ontology annotation, molecular function: cullin family protein binding; zinc ion binding; ubiquitin protein ligase activity. Gene Ontology annotation, biological process: anaphase-promoting complex-dependent catabolic process. NCBI's taxonomy places the organism in Eukaryota, Fungi, Ascomycota, Eurotiomycetes, Eurotiales, Aspergillaceae. Gene Ontology annotation, cellular component: anaphase-promoting complex. The transcript has a single exon. The record is from RefSeq and is a predicted model, not a curated record. Bases 493 to 2277 code for a protein of 594 amino acids.